AUAACCCACAUUCCAUUUUUUUCAAAUAAACUAAUUGCUAGAUACAUCUGUAUAGGUGUGUGUGAUUGGUACAACAAAUAUGAAAUAUUUGUUUUGUUUAUGCGGGGUGAUUCUGGCUUUUUGGAUAACGGAAAAUAGCGUUGCUCAAAAAGCUCGUCCAAUUAAGUGGGGUGCACCGUGGGGUAACUGGUCAAAAUGUUCAGUUACAUGCGGUGGUGGGACGAAAGAAAGGUCGAAAUAUUGUACAACACCUGGAGUGAUAGAAAGCAGAUGCGUCAGAACAAGAAGAAGACCUUGUAACAUAAAAAAAUGUCCAGACCCAGUUCCGCCACCAUCUGCCGACCCCCCUGUUUUGACAGAAACGACUGGACCUCCGAAGCCAAUGCCUGAAUAUAUUGAUACCUCGCCUGAACCAACAGCUAUUCCAGAACCAACUGGAACGCCUAUGCCGAUGCCAGAAUCAACAGACACGCCAAUUCCAUGGCCCGAAGGCGUUGAUGGAAGUGAUGUUGAUUAUACCUUGGCACCAUGGGGUGACUGGUCAGAUUGUAGUGCGAUGUGUGGUGGAGGCGUAAAAUACAGAACUAGGGAAUGUGAAAAACCAAAUGGAAGACCUGAGUGCGAAGAAGCAGAUGCAGAAGAAUGCAACAUAAUGCCUUGCGAUGAUGGAUCUGUCGGUGAACCAAUCCCAAUAAUGCCAACAGUCGAUCCCGAGACAUGGCCUGAGGGAGAUGGAAAACUCGACAUAAAGGAUGAAGGAGCAGAUCCAGAGGGCCAAGUAAAAAUACCAGGAGAUUAUGAUAUGGCAUCAUGGGGUCCAUGGUCUACCUGCAGUAUGAUUUGUGGCGGUGGCGUUCGAUACAGAACGCGUGAAUGUGAAAAACCAAAUGGAAGGCCAGAAUGUGAGGAAACAGAUGCCGAUGUCUGCAACACAAAUCCGUGUGAUGAUGGAGCACCUGUUGGCGAACCGAUACCCACAGAUUGGUCGUUAAAAGAUAUAGAUGAAAUUCCCGAGGGAGAAACAAUAAUAAUAGGAGAUUCGCCAUGGCCUGAAGGAGAACAACCAGCUAAAGAUGAGGUCGACGGAACACUGCCAAUAGAUACGUCUUUAAAAGACAAAGGCGCAGAUCCCGAAGGAGAAACAGUAGUAAUAGGAGAAUUACCAUGGCCAGAAGGAGAAACACCAGUUAAAGAUAUGGAUUACGAUAUGGCAUUAUGGGGUCCAUGGUCUGUUUGCGAUAUGAAGUGUGGCGGCGGCAUGCGUUACAGAACACGUGAAUGCAAAAAUCCAAACGGAAGACCAGAGUGUGAGGAAGCAGGCGAAGAGGCAUGCAAUACAGACCCGUGUGAUGAUGGAUUACCAGUCGGUGAACCACUGCCAACGGAUUAUUCUUUGAAAGAUAAAGAUGCGGACCCGGAGGGACAAAUCAAAAUUACAGGAGUUGUUCCGUGGCCUGAAGGUGAACCGCCUAUGAAAGAUAAAGAAUUGCCAUGGCCAGAAGGAGAAACACCAGUUAAAGAUAUGGGUUAUGAUAUGGCAUUAUGGGGUCCAUGGUCUGUUUGCGAUAUGGUGUGUGGCGGCGGCAUGCGCUACAGAACACGUGAAUGCAAAAAUCCAAACGGAAGACCAGAGUGUGAGGAAGCAGGCGAAGAAGAAUGCAAUACAGACCCGUGUGAUGAUGGAUUACCAGUCGGUGAACCACUGCCAACGGAUUAUUCUUUGAAAGAUAAGGAUGCGGACCCGGAGGGACAAAUCAAAAUUACAGGAGUUGUUCCGUGGCCUGAAGGCGAACCACCUAUGAAAGAUAAAGUAAAAUACAAAGAGUGGGGUGAUUGGGAAGAAUGUUCCGCCUCUUGUGGUGGAGGAAUGCGAUUUCGAGUACGGGAAUGUUUGAAGGAAAAUGGUCAAAAAGAAUGUGAAGAUUCGCAAAGUGAAAUGUGCAAUGAAAUGGAUUGCCCAGAAGACCAAGAACCAAGCAGUUUUGUUGUGACAACACCAACGAAAUCAACACCCGCAAGUACAACGAGCAAGUCCUAUGAAAUGGGAAAGUACACGAGGAAAAGGAUAUGCGGAAAUGACCAACUUCGGGCAUCGGGAAAUAUCGUUAGAACAGCUGUAUCUCCGUCAUAUCCUGCCAGCUAUCCGAGUGGACUUGACUGUAUGUGGACGAUUUCUGCAAAACCUGGUCGACGAGUGAGAAUAACAGUGAAAAACUCCAAUAUUUCGGAAGGAGAUAAACUGACGUUGCUGGAAGGACGCCCAAGACAAAUACCUUACUCCAGAGCCAAAAUCGCUACAUUGACGGGAGAAGUGAAAUCGGGGACUGAAUAUAGGUCUUUGAGUAGAUUCCUAACAGUUCGUCUUCAAACAGCAAAAGACAGUAAGGGAGGGAAAUAUACCAUAGCAUAUUCUUCGACAAGCAGUAGAUUAGAAGAGAACGACAAAAUUGUCAACCCCGCUGGCUCACCUAGAGUGGAACUUUGGUACAGAAUGCUGAGAACCUUUGCGAAGUGGUUUAUGCGAAUGUCAAACGGUUACAACGCUUAAUCAGCCGAGUCGUCAGCACAGAGAUAAUUGAAAUUAGAUUUUAAAUGCUUUCAGUUUUAUGUAAAUGUUUAUGUGCAUGAUUUUGGGACAUAGAAACAGCAAAGUCAUCUAAGCCCUCGUGAAUUAAUGGUUUCCUCAUAGCAAAAAGCUAACCAGUAAAACGGAUAUGGCAAAACGGCAGUAAAUAUUUACCGUUAGUUGCUAUUAUGAUUAUUAUAUACCGGUAACUAUUAUAUAUAUUACCUAUUAUGAGUGGCUCGCUUAUGCUCGUCUAUCAUGCCUGAAUAAAUCAAAUGCUGGAGCUUA
Styela clava is the source of this 2854-nucleotide messenger RNA. The record is from RefSeq and is a predicted model, not a curated record. Lineage: Eukaryota; Metazoa; Chordata; Ascidiacea; Stolidobranchia; Styelidae.